CUACAGUGCUGCUUAGGUACAAUCUACAAUCUACGUACCACUCAUUCCUCACUUAUACCUUUUUUAACCCCUUUUCCGCACCAUCGUCUCAAGAAGCAUACUCACAACUUUGGCAAUAUGGAGAGCCCUCAUGAACACCAACAGAAUCUCCUCCUGUCACGUAUCAUUACCAACGUUGAGAAACUCAACGAGGCCAUUGUGGUCAUGAACAAGAGCCUUCAAGAGAUCAAUAUUCAGAAUAUGAAUAUCGAGCUCGUAGCCCAGAUGUUCAAGAACUAUCAGUCCAAUGUGCUGUUCCAUCUAGAAGCUACGGACAACCUAAAGGACCCCUCGUGAACUACCUACCUACCUAGGUUGCUACUGUACCUAGGGCACUUAGCAAUGGAAGAGUGAUAGGAGUAUAUCUGGAUUGAGACCGUUUGUAGCAUAUGCUAUACUAAGAGGCGCUCAUUUAGUUAUAUGGAGAGGAGAAACUCAACAUUGCGGCUGGUUAUAUGCUAUCUACUAGGUAGCCUUAUGAUAAUAAUGAGAUUCACUUGAGUAAGUACCUAUCUAAUAGAUGUGAUUUGUCUAAAUAUUGGAAGUAUCUCAAUGUAGCAGCACAGUCUAAUAAAUUCUAAUGUGAC
Molecule: messenger RNA, 626 nt
Organism: Hypoxylon fragiforme
Lineage: Eukaryota; Fungi; Ascomycota; Sordariomycetes; Xylariales; Hypoxylaceae
Product: DASH complex subunit Dad4
Exons: 4
Coding region: 118-336 (72 amino acids)
Biological process (GO): attachment of spindle microtubules to kinetochore
Cellular component (GO): mitotic spindle; DASH complex
Source: RefSeq, a predicted model, not a curated record